Molecule: messenger RNA, 360 nt
Organism: Symbiodinium sp. CCMP2456
Lineage: Eukaryota; Dinophyceae; Suessiales; Symbiodiniaceae
Source: the annotation of a GenBank genome assembly
AUGGAUUGCGUAACAGUUGAAGACAGCACCAGCUGGACCCAACUCUGGUUAGCCCACGGCCUCAAAUUUUGUAACGUUCUGACCGCCAAGCGGGUGCAGUGCGACGGCUAUCUGGACGAUUACAAUGUCAUCAAUGACAAAUACCUCACGUCGACGAAGCUCCUGCGUCACACGACCUACCAGACCAUGGAGGAAGCUCGCAUGGCUUGUCUCAGGAUGGGCCCGGCCUGCUGGGGCAUCUCCGAUGACAAGUGCGACACCGUGAACUUCAUGCUGGUGGAUGCGAAGUGGAACAUCACUGCGGACUCCUUGCUGGAUUCCAAGCAACACACCUGCCUCUACGAGAAGAGGAAGGCUUAA